CAGUCCGCUCUGCGCAGGCGCGCCUGGCCGCGGCCCACGUCGAGCGCAGCUGCUUAGGGUGCGGGACUGAGCGGCCCCGGCGGCCAGGACAGGACAGGACCGGCCCGGCCUGGCCUGGCCUCAAGCGGACGGGACCGGCGGCGGUCAGGGGAGGCCGACCAGAAUUAGCGGCGUUGCCGGACCUGCCUCUGAACCUCCGGGCCGGCGGCGAGGAUGGGCGGCCCGGGCCUCCCGCGCGCCGCGCUGCUGCUGCUGCUGCUGCUGCUGGGCCGCGGCGCCGAGGCCAAGCUGGACGACUUCGAGGACGGCGCCGACGACCUGGCCGACUACGACGACAACGACUUCGCCGAGUUUGAGGACGGCGGGGAGGACGCGGGCCCGGACGCGCCCCGGCGCCCCACCGCCCCCGAGGACGACGAGGACGACGAGGCCACCGUGGAGCUGGACGGGCCCGCCGACCACCAGGAGGACUUCGAAGACGCCGACGUACAGGAGGGAGACGCCGAGAGCGAGCCUUACGACGACGAGGAGUUCGAAGGUUACGAAGACAAGCCGGACGUGUCUCCCAGCAAAAACAAAGAUCCCAUAACGAUCGUCGACGUCCCCGCACACCUGCAGAACAGCUGGGAGAGUUACUACAUGGAGAUUCUGAUGGUGACCGGGCUGCUGGCCUACAUCAUGAAUUACAUCAUCGGCAAAAAUAAAAACCACCGCCUGGCCCAGGCCUGGUUCAACACCCACCGGGAACUGCUGGAGAGCAACUUCGCCCUCGUCGGGGAUGAUGGCACCAACAAAGAAGCCACGAGCACGGGGAAGCUGAACCAGGAGAACGAGCACGUCUACAACCUGUGGUGUUCGGGCCGUGUGUGCUGUGAGGGCAUGCUUAUUCAGCUCAAGUUUCUCAAGAGACAAGACCUGCUGAACGUCUUGGCCCGGAUGAUGAGGCCAGCCUGCGACCAAGUGCAAAUCAAAGUCACGGUGAACGACGAAGACAUGGACAGCUACGUGUUCGCCGUCGGGACGCGGAAAGCUCUGGUGCGGCUGCAGAAGGAGAUGCAGGACCUGAGCGAGUUCUGCAGUGACAAGCCCAAAUCCGGGGCAAAGUACGGGCUUCCUGACUCGUUGGCCAUCCUGUCAGAGAUGGGCGAAGUCACAGAGGGAAUGAUGGACACCAAAAUGGUGCACUUUCUCACGCACUACGCCGACAAGAUCGAAUCCAUCCACUUCUCAGACCAGUUCUCCGGUCCCAAGCUAAUGCAGGAGGAAGGGCAGCCGCUAAAGCUGCCGGACACGAAGAGGACGCUACUGUUUACAUUUAACGUGCCCGGUUUAGGGAACACGUCCCCGAAGGACAUGGAGGCUCUUCAGCCGCUGAUGAACAUGGUCAUCUAUUCCAUCGACAAGGCCAAGAAGUUUCGGCUUAACAGAGAAGGCAAGCAGAAGGCCGAUAAGAAUCGGGCCCGCGUGGAGGAGAAUUUCCUGAAGCUGACUCACGUGCAGAGGCAGGAGGCCGCCCAGUCUCGCCGGGAGGAGAAGAAGCGGGCCGAGAAGGAGCGGAUCAUGAACGAGGAAGAUCCCGAGAAGCAGCGCAGGCUGGAGGAAGCGGCUCUGCGGCGGGAGCAAAAGAAGCUGGAGAAAAAGCAGAUGAAGAUGAAGCAGAUCAAAGUGAAAGCCAUGUAGACUCCCGUCAGGGAGCCGGACCGCCCGGGCCGCGUGGAAACUCGGACCUCACAGGGUACCAAAAACCCGUCCCCCCUCGACUUCCGUCAGACGCUCUCAGCCCCUGGGCUCCCUCACUACACCGGGCCGGCUUAGGCGGCCGGCCGGACCCCCGCAAGAGACACGCGGGCCCCCGCAAGGGCCCUCCGCCUGGGUAUUUUUCUUCCGGACGAUCAGAUUAUUGCCGUGUAUUUUUUUAAAAGGAACGCCGUCGACUCUCUCGGUUCUCCGGGUUUGGUCUUUACUCGCCACGCGAUCCCGCGGCGCCGGCGCGGUCUCGGCGCUCUGCCGGCGCCGAGUCGGCGAGGAAGCGGCAGGCGAGAAUUUGCAAGCGGGUGGCUCUCCCACCGGAUCCCGACCGGGCUCUACACCGAGAUCCUCAAACGGGGUGUUGAGAUUGAACAAUAAACGGUUCUUGGUCUUUCUCU
Molecule: messenger RNA, 2147 nt
Organism: Ornithorhynchus anatinus (platypus)
Lineage: Eukaryota; Metazoa; Chordata; Mammalia; Monotremata; Ornithorhynchidae
Gene: CCDC47
Product: coiled-coil domain containing 47
Exons: 13
Coding region: 214-1680 (488 amino acids)
Biological process (GO): endoplasmic reticulum calcium ion homeostasis
Cellular component (GO): endoplasmic reticulum
Molecular function (GO): calcium ion binding
Source: RefSeq, a predicted model, not a curated record